Messenger RNA from Rosa chinensis, 3089 nucleotides. Its product is annotated as mechanosensitive ion channel protein 10. Gene Ontology annotation, molecular function: mechanosensitive monoatomic ion channel activity. Gene Ontology annotation, biological process: monoatomic anion transport; transmembrane transport; detection of mechanical stimulus. The transcript has 6 exons. The record is from RefSeq and is a predicted model, not a curated record. Gene Ontology annotation, cellular component: plasma membrane. Lineage: Eukaryota; Viridiplantae; Streptophyta; Magnoliopsida; Rosales; Rosaceae. Bases 572 to 2827 code for a protein of 751 amino acids.
UUGUUCUUCGUGUAGGUUAUUUUUAUAAGUUGCUGAGGACCAAAAUUUGUUUUUAUUAUUUCUUCUAGUUUUGCAGGAAACCACGUGGUAGUUUCACUCCUUUAUAGGUGGUAUUUGCAUUUCCUCAACAUCUGAACCCUCUUCUCCUCUCCUCUGUUUCAAUUCUGUCCCUGACUUCUGCAGUUUUUGGGACAGCCAACCCUGCCUUCUCUAGUCAUUCAGUUUCACACUGAUCUAGAAAUCUCCAAGAUUUUCAUCAUAAUCUUCUUCUAUCCAAGUUUUCAGACGAGACCACAAAAAUUUAGUUACCAAAUGAAAACCCAACAAGCUCACCAAUCUCUAGUCUUCAAAUAGCUAAAGAACACAACUUGAAGCUCUGUUCUUUUCUGAUAAAGGUGAAUAUUUUUUGUUCUACAAGCCCAGUUGACUAGUGUUUCUCUGCAGUACUGAAUCAACAACCAAUCCCACUCCAGCAAAAUGAUCUUCCCAUCUCUUCAUUUGUGGGUGCUCCGUGGAUAGCUUUGAUCUGGUCCGCUUCUAUUGACCCAGGGUUUUAGGUGAUAGGGGUUUAAUGAAAGCCGCAGAGAAAGCUUCAAAGGGCGGCGAGAUAAGCAUGUCGGAGAAGCAAUCUGCCAAUGGAGGUGAAGUUAUAGUGGAACUUCAAAAUGUUGGGACGUAUGAAGGUAAAGGGUCUCCUUCAACCAAGCAAAGCAAAGUGAACUUGGGAGUGACCACUGAGUCUAGUAGUACCAGGUUCGGUGGGUUUCCUUCACUGGAUGUUUCAAGAGCCAGUCCCAACCCCGGUAAGCCUCCGAGGCCCCCCGCCCGCAAUGAGAGCACCAAUAGGAGAAAGUCAUUUAAUAGGUCAGUUAUCUCCAAACCCAAGUCAAGAUUUGGUGAACCAUCGCCUGUUCUGAAUGAAGAUGGUAGUUCAGAUCAUGUUGGUUCCCCAUAUAGGGGGGCUUCAUUCAGUAGGGCUUCCCCAAAUAACAUAUCAGGAGCUAGGGCCAUAUCCAUCUCUUCUAAUAGGAAUGCGUCUCCAGGCAGGACCAAAGAUAAGGAGGAUGAAGAGAUUUACAAGAAGGUUAAAUUGAGUAGAGAUAAGCACGGGAAAAUGAACAAGAUACUCUUGGCUGAGUUAUUUGUUUUCCUGUGCAUUUUGGGUUGUUUAGUGGCUAGCUUGACUGUGGAGAAACUAGAGAAUUAUAUGGUUUGGGGCUUGGAGAUUUGGAAAUGGUGUGUGCUUGUCAUGGUGAUAUUCAGUGGCAUGUUGGUUACCAAUUGGGUUAUGCAUUUGAUAGUUUUUCUGAUCGAGUGCAAUUUUUUGCUUCGGAAGAAGGUUUUGUAUUUUGUUCAUGGAAUGAAGAAGAGUGUUCAGGUUUUCUUGUGGUUGUCUCUGGUUCUUCUCACAUGGCUACUGUUGUUCAAUCGUGGGGUUAAGCGGUCAAAGACUACCACCAAGAUUUUAAAUUAUGUUACAUGGACUAUUGUCUCACUUCUCAUUGGGGCAUUUUUAUGGUUGUUAAAAACAUUGUUGCUUAAGAUCUUAGCAUCUAGUUUCCAUGUGAAUACCUUCUUUGAUAGAAUUCAAGAAUCAAUCUUCCAUCAGUAUGUGCUUCAGACACUUUCGGGGCAUCCGCUUAUGGAGGAGGCUGAUAGGAACGGUGGGAAAUCACCGAGCACUAGCAAACUGAGUUACAGAGCGACAAAGAAGGCAAAGGCUGGAAAGGAAAAAGAGGUCAUUGACAUGACAAAGCUUCAACAGAUAAAGCAAGAGAAGGUUUCUUCUUGGACCAUGAAGGUCUUGGUGGAUGCAGUAACUAGUUCAGGGCUGUCCACGAUCUCCCAUACAUUGGAUGAGAUGGAGGGUCUGAAUGAACAGAGAGAUAAGGAGAUUACCAGUGAGAUGGAAGCAACUGCUGCUGCCUAUGACAUAUUCCUUAACGUUGCUCCGCUGGGUGCUAAUAGUUACAUUGAGGAGUGGGACCUCUUGAGGUUCAUGAUCGAGGAAGAAGUGGAGCUUGUGUGGCCGCUAAUUGACGUAAAUAAGACUGGACAAGUUGAUAGAAAAACUCUAACAGAGUGGGUGGUGAAGGUCUACAAUGGUCGCAAAGCAUUAGCUCAUUCAUUAACCGACACCAAAACAGCCGUAAAACAAUUGAACAAACUUGUGACUAGUGUCCUGGUUAUUAUUACCAUUAUAGUGUGGCUUCUGUUGAUGGAAAUUGCAACUACAAAAGUACUUGUCUUCCUCUCAUCACAGCUCGUAGUGGCAGCUUUUAUGUUUGGAAACACUUGCAAGACUAUAUUCGAAGCUAUUAUCUUCGUUUUUGUAAUGCAUCCAUUUGACGUUGGUGACCGCUGCGUUAUUGAUGGCGUUCAGUUAAUGGUUGAGGAGAUGAACAUCUUAACUACAGUCUUCUUAAAACUCAAUCAAGAAAAGGUAUACUAUCCCAAUUCAGUUUUAUCCACAAAACCGAUCAGCAAUUAUUACAGAAGUUCAAAUAUGGGUGAUAAUGUGGAGUUCUCAAUUGCUUUUACUACACCAGUGAAGAAGAUAGGCGAGCUGAGAGAGAAAGUAAAGGAGUAUGUGGAGGGGAAUCCGACGCUUUGGCAUCCAAACCACCAAAUUGUGGUGCUUGAGAUCGAAAAUGUGAAUAAGUUAAAGCUGGCACUCUACUUCAGUCACACGAUGAACUUUCAAGAAUGGGGAGAAAAGCAAAAGCGGAGAAGUGAAAUGGUCAUGGCAUUGAAGAAAUGUUUGGAGGACCUACACAUUACAUACUAUCUGCUGCCCCUAGAAGUUCGUCUCACUGAAACUAAAUGAGAUUGAUUUUUCGUAGGGGUAAGGGGAAGACCCGGUUAUGAGCUUUUCAAUUUAUUCUUACUUUCCUUUUGGCGGAGUAGGAUUUUGUUAGAAGUACUACUGUUUUCAGUAGACAGAUGAGAUUAAUGCUGUGGAUUCAGAUCAGAUAUAUGUAUUUUCUUUGGACUGGAGCAUGCAUGAUUACGUUCUACCAUAUUCAUGCUUGACUCCUGGUAAAAAUUAAUGAUCCAAAUUCCCUCCUUACUUCAGCUUUCGAAUUUAA